This is a messenger RNA of Cloeon dipterum, 899 nucleotides long. RefSeq lists its product as uncharacterized. The record is from RefSeq and is a predicted model, not a curated record. Lineage: Eukaryota; Metazoa; Arthropoda; Insecta; Ephemeroptera; Baetidae. Gene Ontology annotation, molecular function: odorant binding. Bases 36 to 782 code for a protein of 248 amino acids. The transcript has 10 exons.
ACAACUCUGAAAACGGCGCAAAUGUGUGCAUCAACAUGGGGGAACUACAAAAUUCGAUUUUUGUUCUUUUCUCGCUCACAUUCUCAGCCCUGUGGCUACAAUUGGAAUCGGCAAGUAUAAAAAACAGCAUCAACGUCGCCAAAGACCGAAACACAGGUCCUAUUGCAGAAUGGAUGAAUACGACCAGGGAUGUGCUGAACUAUGCGGAUCCCGAAUUUGCAGCAGACAAGCUUCAAUGUUCUCGGCAAAAAUUUAACAACUUGUUUGAUUGCUGCAAGAAGGACAGAGAGAUUUUCUUCGGUAACGCUUCAAUCGCCAAGUGCAACAAGAGGGGAAUCAGAGGUUACGACAGCUUUUUGGUGAACUACAAUCUCAAUUGGUACCAAUCGAGAGACACAAAUGCCAUUAACCUUAAAUCGUCCUUCAUCAGAAGCACUCUCGGCCCAGCAAUGUGCUUCGUGGAAUGCAUCUUUAGACAGGAAAAACUAAUAUUUAGAAGCAAAACAGUAAAUUACGACAAGCUGAUGACCAAGCUUACCAAAGAAGUGAAAUCAGUUGCUGCGAGGAGAAUGGAGUCGAUAAUUAACGACUGCAGGCUCAAUGUGGAAGAUUUGCCGCUGGUUACGAUAAAGACACCCGCCAACAAAUGUCUCAUUCGCCCCCUCAUGCUUGUGCAGUGUCUACGAAAGCAAUUUCUAUAUGAAUGUCCACGAAACAAAACAGUCAACAGCACUUCUUGCAACCAGGGUAAACUGAAUUUGCGGUACUGCGAAAUCGUUUAAUAUUUCAAGAUGCAUUUAAAACACUUUUCGCCAUACUACGUUUAUUGUAAAUUUAACCUUUUUUAAGAACUGAUAUCGCGGUGUUUAAUAAAUAUUAAGUUCACACUGUUAUUUGCA